Messenger RNA from Lolium rigidum, 1496 nucleotides. RefSeq names its product mitogen-activated protein kinase kinase kinase 18-like. Gene Ontology annotation, biological process: protein phosphorylation. Gene Ontology annotation, molecular function: protein kinase activity; ATP binding. Lineage: Eukaryota; Viridiplantae; Streptophyta; Magnoliopsida; Poales; Poaceae. The record is from RefSeq and is a predicted model, not a curated record. The transcript has a single exon. The coding region runs from base 111 to 1496 and encodes 461 amino acids.
GGCACGCUCGCCAUCUUCUUGCGCCUCCUCACACCAUCUGCUCUGCUCCUUUCCAUUCACACACCUCUCAGCUUCUACUCUGUUUCGCUGCUCUGCUCUGCUCGUCGAAGAUGGAGUGGACGCGCGGGAAAUGCAUCGGGAAGGGCGCGUUCGGCACGGUGCACCUGGCCGUCGAUAGGGCCACGUGCCGCGCCUUCGCGGUCAAGUCGGUGGACACCAAGGGCGCCGCGCCGGCCGCGGCGAUGGCGUGCCUGGAGAGUGAGAUAAGGAUCCUGAAGCGCCUCAGCUCGCCGUACGUCGUGGCGUACCUGGGCGACGACGCCACAGCUGCGUCCAGGAACCUGCACAUGGAGCUGCUCCCUGGCGGCACCGCUGCCGACGCGGCGGCGGCGGGUGGCAUCGGCGAGCGCGCGGUGCGGCGCGUCCUGCGCCCGGUGGUUGCCGCGCUGCACUACCUGCACGACGUCGCCGGGGUGGUGCACGGGGACGUCAAGGGCCGGAACGUGCUCCUCGGCGGCAACGAUGGCGCGAAGCUCGCCGAUUUCGGAGCGGCGAGGCUCGUGACAGAGGCUGCGCCACGGGGCCCGCGCGGAACGCCGGCGUGGAUGGCGCCGGAGGUGGCCCGUGGCGGUGCUUCGACGCCGGCGUCCGACGUCUGGUCGCUGGGCUGCACGGCUGUGGAGCUGCUCACCGGGAAGCGGCCGUGGUCGGAGAUCGGCGGCGCGCUCGAGGUCGGCGAGCUGCUGCUCCGCGUCGGGUUCGGCGGGAAGCGGCCCGAGCUCCCCUCGUGCCUCUCUGACCCCUGCCGAGACUUCGUCGACCGGUGCCUCCGCCGCGACGCAAGCGAGCGGUGGACCUGCGAGCAGCUGCUGCGCCACCCGUUCCUCGCCGCGGACGCCCAGGACGACGCCGGCGAGCCAGAGCCGUCUCCCCGGGCGGUACUGGACUGGGCUGCGGACUCCGACGCAUCAUCCGAUUGCUCGGAGGCCGACAUGGAGGAGGAGCACGAGGUGAUGGCGCGCGCAAAGGGGAGGAUUGCCGAAUUGGCAUCAGACAGGACGCGCACAAGCUGGGCGCGCGAGUUGGAUGAGUGCCCCACCUGGGCGUCCGACACCUGGGACCCACUGCCCAGUCUCGAGAUGUCAACCAAUGUGCCAUUGCCAUCCGACGCUGCCACAGUCGCCGAUGCAGGAAAUGGCGGCGCCCUUGGGCCCGCAUUUAGCGGUGGCAGCAGUGACGGUGUCCUUGCCACCGCCGGCGGCGACGGCGGUGUUAACGGCCGUGCUUGGUGCGAUGAUCGAUGUAGGAACCAUAAAUGUUGGUCUGGGGCUGAUCGGCCCAGUUGGCCGCCGUCGGCCGUUGUGUUCAUCAUGCUGGUGUCAUGUAUUCUCUCACAUUUGAUUCAAUCGAAGAAUUUUUUGAUCAAGCAGCCGGUGAAUAUUUUUUUACUGUUUCUGGUUCAUGCUUCUUUGGUGGUUUUGACUGUGGACUCUUGA